Hibiscus syriacus is the source of this 1492-nucleotide messenger RNA. RefSeq names its product F-box protein At3g07870-like. Gene Ontology annotation, molecular function: protein binding. The transcript has a single exon. Bases 170 to 1399 code for a protein of 409 amino acids. The record is from RefSeq and is a predicted model, not a curated record. Lineage: Eukaryota; Viridiplantae; Streptophyta; Magnoliopsida; Malvales; Malvaceae.
CAUAAACUUUGCUUUUCCUGCAUUCGCCAUUUUAUACUUAAUUCAUUGGACGGUGCAGAUCGUCGUGUCUAUCUAAUUUUCUCUUUGAUCCCCGUCAAAGUCCAUCAUGUUUAUCUUCAACCUCCCUCUUCUUCUUCGUCUCCGAAGCUUGUAAGGCUCUGAAUCAGCCAUGGAUUUGGACCUUGAAAAGCGUGGCAAAAGAAGGAAAGCCACGAAGGAAAACGAUGAACAACAACGGCCGACGGCGAUGGAAACUCUUCCGAACGAGAUCAUCGUCGACAUACUCUCGAGGCUUCCGAUCACGUCCUUGGUGCAGUUCAAGUUCGUAUGUAAGCGAUGGCGUGCUCUAGCUCAAGACCCUGUUCUCGCCGAUAUGCAUCUCUCGUUGAAAGCCGAUGGAAAUGAUUCCUGCCUUAUUCUUCACUGUGAUUUUCCUAUACGAAACCAGCUUUAUUUUCUGGAUUUAUCGGCUUACAGUCAAGAUAAAGAGAAGGUAAAGAGGUUAUAUGUACCUUUCCAAGCUACCAUGCCUGAAUUUGAUGUUGUAGGGUCCUGUAAUGGUUUGUUAUGCUUGUCUGAUUCAUUAUACAACGAUGCACUUUAUGUCCACAAUCCUUUCACCGUGGAUUACACCGAGCUACCGAAAUCUAGACAGUACACUGAUCAAGAACUCGUUUUCGGAUUCGGAUUCCAUCCGAAAACGAAUGAAUACAAGGUAGUUAAGAUAGUUUACUAUAGGAAUACUAGUAGUCAUAGUUACAGUCGUGCCCGGAGAACCGUUUAUUCGCAAUCGGAUGUUCAAAUUUUCACAUUGGGAAGCUCUUCAUGGAGGAGUCUAGGGAAAGUGUCGUAUCAGUUCGUAAGGCGGCUUUCGGAGGCGUUGGUUAACGGAAGGCUUCAUUGGGUGAGCAGGCCUAGGCGGUACCAUCCGGCUCGUCGGAUUGUGUCGUUCGACUUAGCCGAUGAACAAUUCCGGGAAGUCCCGAAACCGGAUUGCGGCGGUCUCAAUAGGUGUAACUUUCAUCUCUCUGUUUUACGAGGUUGUCUUGCCGUAGCUGUUUAUGGGAAUUAUGGUAAGUUGGAGAUAUGGAUCAUGAAGUGUUACAAUGACAAGGAAUCUUGGGUUAAGGAGUUCACAAUUGGAGCUUACACCCCCAAGUGUUUGAAGCUAAAUUUCGAUCGAGAUAGACCGUUGAAGAUAUGGAAGAACAACGGCUCCAACGGUAAAGCCGUCCGAGUUCUUUGCUUGCUCGAAAACGGCGAGGUGUUGCUGGAGUAUAAGAACAGGGUUCUGGUGUCUUAUGAUCCAAAGAAGGGGAAAUUCAGAGAGCUUGCGGUUCAGGGGAUACCUAAUUGGUUCCAAACAGUUGUUCAUACAGGCAGUUUGAAUUGGCUUUGAUUGUGAGUUGGUUCGGUUCAUCUCUUUUAGUUAUGCAUUUCAAUGCUUUGUUUGUACUUGUUCAAUUCAGCUUUGUUUCUUACAUUGACACAC